CUGGUUCCCGUUAAAGAUCUUCGAUAUUUGACAUUAAUGUUUCCGAUGAAGGAUUACAAAGACGAAUAUCGAGCACAGCCAGCUCACUACAUAUCACAUUUGAUCGGCCACGAAGGUCCAGGAUCGUUACUCUCAGAACUGAAACGUCUGGGAUGGGUGAGUUCGUUAUCGGCUGGAGGUCGUUUAAUAGCGAAUGGAUUCGGCGUUUUCAAUAUUUCUGUUGAUCUAAGUGAAGAGGGGCUGAAACACACGGAUGACAUAAUACGAUUGAUAUUCAACGAAAUUGGCCUAGUGAAAUCGAAUGGACCACUGAGAUGGAUACACGAUGAGUUGAAGCAAUUGGUUGAAACGAAAUUCCGUUUUAAGGUUAUAGUUGCAUGA
Molecule: messenger RNA, 381 nt
Organism: Anisakis simplex (herring worm)
Lineage: Eukaryota; Metazoa; Nematoda; Chromadorea; Rhabditida; Anisakidae
Source: the annotation of a GenBank genome assembly